GUCGUCAGUUCCGUAAAGCGUUCCUCCUGGUUUCACUGAAAAACGGAGGCUAGAGGAUUAUUUACGAGGCGUCCCAAGACAAACGCAGCGACAACGAGACUUCACUUUGCUAUGCCAUAAAAAAAUAUUCUGAAACAAGAGCGCUGCGUUGUUUCCCUCGGGCAGUUUUUUCCCUCCUUGGGCUGACAAAAGGCACACCAGUCUCCUCUAAGCCGCGCAUGAACUGGGAUGCACUGGCGUUAGCUUGUUAUUAGCUUGCUCGUUAGCUUCCCGAACAGCUCCGGACCAAGCACACAAAAUAGUGCAUUAUGACAGACAGCAUUAUGAGCAAAGCUGCCACAAUGGAGAUUCCUAUCAACAGUAACGGUGACACAGGGACACUACCAGAGGACGACAGCCUUGAACAGGCUGCAAAGCUGCAAUGGAGCUUAGAUGAGAAGGUAGGGAGCUCCAGAGGCAUCAGGGACCUACAGCAGGUGAUGGUAUCGGGUCCCAAUCUAAAUGAGACUAGCAUUGUAUCAGGGGGGUAUGGAGGAACAGCAGAGGGUAUCAUCCCCACCAGCUCAAUCAAAGACCUGCGUAUGAAGUCCAGGCGAAGUAGCUUUCCCCCAGGCAGUACUGUCACCUGCCAUGUAGCAAGCCACUCACAUGAAUACCAAGGUUCCAACAUGCACCACAGCAGCAGCAGCUCGUCAGUGACGGCAGAAGAAAUAACUCGGGGUGUGGCUGUGGAAAAACUAGAAACAGUGAAGAAGUGGGGUCUCAACACUUACAAGUGUACGAAGCAAAUGAUCUCAGAGCGUUUUGGUCGGGGUUCCCGGACUGUGGACCUGGAGCUGGAGGCCCAGAUCGAAGUGCUGAGAGACACUAAAAGGAAAUAUGAGAAUGUGCUGCGACUGGCCAGAGCACUGACCAACCACUUCUACAACAUGGUGCAGACCCAGCAUGCACUGGGUGACACCUUUGCUGACCUCAGUCAGAAAUCUCCUGAGCUACGGGAUGAGUUUGGCUACAAUGCAGAGACUCAGAAGUUGCUGUGUAAGAAUGGGGAGACUCUUCUUGGUGCCAUUAACUUCUUUGUGUCCAGCAUCAACACACUAGUCAACAAGACCAUGGAGGACACUUUGAUGACGAUCAAGAUGUAUGAAAAUGCCAGACUGGAGUUUGAUGCCUACCGGUCAGACCUGGAGGAACUGAGUAUGGGUCCGAGAGAUGCUGUAGCCAUGGCCCGUAUAGAUGCUGCUCAGCAGCAGUACCAAGUACAUAAGGAGAAGUAUGAGCGCCUCCGUUCAGACGUCACCAUUAAACUCAAGUUUCUGGAGGAGAAUAAGGUGAAGGUGAUGCAUAAGCAGCUCCUGCUGUUUCAUAAUGCCAUCUCAGCGUACUUUGCUGGCAACCAGCAACAGCUGGAGCAAACGCUGAAGCAGUUCAACAUAAAGCUGAGGCCUCCCGGGGCCGACAAGCCCUCCUGGUUAGAGGAGCAAUGAGAGGGCCUGCUGGACCUCCUACAGCCUCCUUCUUUAACCACCUCCACCUGUUACCUGUUGAAACCCCUAACUUACAGAGGACCACUACAGAGGGAAGAGCAUACAGAUAAUUGGGUGGAUGAAGAAAUGAGAUGAGCGUGUGGCUGGAUGAUUGCACAGAUGGAGGAGGAUUCGACAGAUGAAUUGCAGGGUAUUAUUCAUGAAUGGGCUGAAUGCAGCAGGAAACUACAUGGCUAGUUUCAUGAACAGUCAGGGGGCUAUUAGUGCCUCUUUCCCCAACUUCCUUUUUUUUCCACUCUGACCUUCUCCUCGUGCUUUGUUCCCAGAGAAACUCUCCAUCUCUCCCUUCCCUCUCUGCCAUUUAACUCAGCCCUCCCCUCUAUCUCAACACUAUUUUGCUGUGUGCGCUUGUGCUCGUCAUUUUUAUGGCCAUUAUUGUACUCCUCAAGUGCUCCCAGUGUUCUGAGUUAAACUUCAGCCCCACACCAUCUUAGAAACGGAGACAGACGAGUAAAGGAAAAAUGGUUAAAACACAUUCAGAUGUAACCAAACUAUACAUCAGUCCAAACCUUAUCACUCUCCCAGUGUGCCUCCUUAUAAAUGAGCUAAUGUGCUGAGUUCAGAAAAAUAAUUCAAACUACACAUGGACGAUGAUUUGUGUGGUACACUGGAAAAAAAAAAAACGUGCAGACGUUUCAAAUCAAUGUGCAUUUCAAAUUAAGUACUGUUUCACUUUUGAAAUAAAUAUUAUAUGAUUGUUUGUAGCUUAUAAAAAAAGACAAUGGUGUGUUUAGUGUUGGGUUAAUUUGACUAUCAUAUUUUUUUUUUCUAAUUAUUUCAGUUCUAGUCAGCUGUAUGUCUUGUGCUUCAGAGUGAAGGACAGUGUACUGUUUGGACAGUGUGUGCGGGUGUUUAGGCUGCACGUACUGCAGGGUUUAGCCUGUAGUUGUCAGGAAUACUGUAGGUUUCAACUGUAACCGGAAAAUUUUUCCACUUCAACUCAUAUAUGCAACAGUUAUUUAAAGAACACUGCCACAGCUUCCCAAAGUUAUACUGGUUUGGGUCUUUACUAACUGUAUUUUAUUUACCCAAAGAGAACUGAAAGAGUUGUGUGUUGGAUGACGGGCCUCACUACGUUUUCAUGGGUUAUUUAAACAACAUCGAUCGAUUCAGUCUCACUGUGGACUGAGGAGACUUUGAGGGACAGUUGACCUUUGUAAGAUGGGUCUGACAGUCUGUUAAGAUCCAACAAACGUAAAUGGAUUCACUCCAUUACUUAACUGUCUAACAGUCUUGUUGCAUCCUGUUUUCACACUGAUACAUGAUACAUGGAAACGUGUUUCCAGGUCAUACCAUAUCAUCUAUGGUCAUAUCAUUCAGCCCUCUUAUUAUAUAGCAGCAUAUAUUUGUCUAUGGUUACCUUUCUUCACACUGAAGAUUACUGUAGCUGUCUAAUAUUACUAAUUCUAACAUUACAACAUAAAAUCUUCUAAUUUAGUAGUUGUUGAUUGGAAUAGCACUAAUGAUUCAUCUUUUGAUUUAUCUCCCGUAACUGAAACAUUGUCUUAGUAUAACAGUAGUAAACAAUCAUGAAUUGUUGACAAUUAAGGGAGAGGGUGUUGCCACGAAAUAUUGGCAUGGUACUACAAAUGUAAUGUUGAAUUUUUAUGCCUCACUGUAUUUAUUAUGUUCAUCGUAUGUGUUAAUCUGUUGGAAUCAACAUAUUGUACACUGGAGCUUCUGGUUGGGGCAAAUUGCUCAAUUUAUGAGUACGAAGUUUAAGGCAUAGUGUAGACACUAACAUGAAAAACACGCCUCGGGCUAACCAAAUCUGUCACUCAUGUAUUCCAAAAAGAAAAAAAAUUCUAAAGUAAUUAAUAGAAAGUUAUUUAAUUUCUUAGUGCCAUGCCUCUGUGAAGUCAAAUAAAGAAAAUCCAGUAUAAUGAAUGUUUUUACCAUGCUGCAUUUAACUCUAGAAACAGAAGGGAGAGCUCUAUGAAAUCUCCAUCAGUUAAUAUGUUAGUCCUCCACAGUUUCUUGUCUCCUCUGUAUUUGCAUGGCAAACAGCAAUCCAAAGUAUAGGUGCAGAUAUGUGUGAAUGCACUGAUGCUCUACUCUUGGCCUUUUGCGUGCCAGCUUGCAUGGAGUGGCAUAACGCCAUGCUUCCGGGUUUACUUUUUAAGCCACACUCGUAAGGACAGUUAUGUAAGGGAGUGGAUUUGAUUUUUGAUGAAAAGCAAGUGUCACAAAUGGAUUCUAAGAUUUUUUUUUUUUUUUUUUUUUUUUUUUUGGUGGCUUGUGUUUUCUGAAUUCUUAUGCGUCUGUUUGUCAGCUGAGUGUAUUUUAUCCUGACUGAAAAAAAAAAAAAAAAAUCACUCAGUAAGACCUUGGCCUCAC
Molecule: messenger RNA, 3884 nt
Organism: Toxotes jaculatrix (banded archerfish)
Lineage: Eukaryota; Metazoa; Chordata; Actinopteri; Toxotidae
Gene: arfip2b
Product: ADP-ribosylation factor interacting protein 2b
Exons: 10
Coding region: 309-1487 (392 amino acids)
Biological process (GO): intracellular protein transport; regulation of Arp2/3 complex-mediated actin nucleation
Cellular component (GO): trans-Golgi network membrane
Molecular function (GO): phospholipid binding; protein domain specific binding
Source: RefSeq, a predicted model, not a curated record